This is a messenger RNA of Torulaspora globosa, 729 nucleotides long. RefSeq names its product ribosylnicotinamide kinase (gene NRK1). Gene Ontology annotation, cellular component: cytoplasm. Bases 1 to 729 code for a protein of 242 amino acids. Gene Ontology annotation, molecular function: ATP binding; kinase activity. NCBI's taxonomy places the organism in Eukaryota, Fungi, Ascomycota, Saccharomycetes, Saccharomycetales, Saccharomycetaceae. The transcript has 2 exons. The record is from RefSeq and is a predicted model, not a curated record.
AUGACUAGAAAUGGGGUAGUCUUAAUUGCCAUUAGUGGCUGCUCGUCAAGUGGAAAAACCACGAUUGCAAAAUUUCUGACCCAAUUGUUUCCUCAGAGUAUCCUCCUACAUGAGGACGACUUCUACAAACAUGAUGAAGAUGUGCCCUUGGACCCUAAGUACGGAAUCAGAAAUUGGGACUCCCCAGAGGCUCUAGAUAUGAAGUCAUUUGAGAAAGAACUGGACUUCAUUAAGCAGACGGGCCAAAUUUCGAAAGAACUUAUCCAUAAUGACAACGUCGAUAAUAUAGGGAAAUUCGAUAUCGAACAGGAUUUCUUAGCAAGCCUGAAGAAACAAUGCGCUUCCCUUGCUCCAGCUUCGAAAAUAGUCAUAGUCGAUGGCUUCAUGAUAUACCACAAUUCAGUGAUAACAUCUAAAUUCGACGUCAAAAUUCUGAUCCGAGCUCCCUACGAAGUUUUAAAAAAGAGAAGAGCCGCUAGACCAGGCUACCAAACACUUGAUUCUUAUUGGGUGGAUCCGCCUUACUACUUUGAUGAAUUCGUAUACAAGGCAUACCGCGAGGCACACGCUCAAUUGUUCAUCAACAAUGAUGUAGAGGGGAAGAUAGACAGAUCCAAGGCAGAUGGGAUUAUAGACUUCUUCAACGACGAUGAGGUGUCUAUAGAAUCUGCCUUGAAAUGGACGUCACAGAGAAUUAUAGAUUUUCUAAGCGGGUCUAGCUACGCUUAG